Messenger RNA from Dicentrarchus labrax (European seabass), 2824 nucleotides. RefSeq names its product methylenetetrahydrofolate dehydrogenase (NADP+ dependent) 1a, methenyltetrahydrofolate cyclohydrolase, formyltetrahydrofolate synthetase (gene mthfd1a). The transcript has 12 exons. Gene Ontology annotation, biological process: tetrahydrofolate interconversion. Gene Ontology annotation, cellular component: cytosol. Bases 560 to 1528 code for a protein of 322 amino acids. The record is from RefSeq and is a predicted model, not a curated record. NCBI's taxonomy places the organism in Eukaryota, Metazoa, Chordata, Actinopteri, Moronidae. Gene Ontology annotation, molecular function: methenyltetrahydrofolate cyclohydrolase activity; methylenetetrahydrofolate dehydrogenase (NADP+) activity.
GGUGCCACUAUGUUGAUGUUGUAAAAUUGGAUCUGCAGUCUGCAUGCAGUAUUUUAUUUUAUUUUGUUUCUGACUUCCUGUCAGUGGACAACAGAAAAGUUUAUUGAUAAAAAAAAACUGAUGUGUUUCUGCUAAUAAUCCCUUAUCCAUCCAAAUGUAACUGUAAUCUGAUUACUCUCUUCUUCUGUCACUGUAACAGACUACAGUUACCUUUUGUAAGCAAAAGUAUCCUGAUUAUGUAACUCAGUUACAUGUAAUCCAUUACUCCCCAAGCCUGUAAAUCAGGGUUCAAACUUGUUUAUUCCAGAGUUCCUGGGAAAAAUAGAUAUAAAUAAUCCACAAACAACAACAAUCACACAGCAAACAUUAAAAAAGGAGCUUUGUGAAUAUCUGUUUGAACACAGAUCGGCUGUUGUUCUUCACUCACAUGUUUAUCAUCAUUAAAGUAUUUUGUCAUUAAUGAGCUUCCGUAGCUUGGGAGCACUUCCCACGGAGACGCCCACAGAGCGAACAAACAUUAACUCUGCACCAGCAGUCAGUCUCUCUCCCUCUCUCAGUCAUGUUGUCCUUGGCCGCCCUCUCGCUCCGUCUCGGGGUCUCCGGUUUCCAAGGAAGCAGUCGCUCCAUAGCAACCAUCGUCUCCGGCAUCAAGACGUCCAAGUUGGUGAGGGAAAGGCUGAGGAUGGAGGUGGAGAAGAUGAAGAGUCACUUCUCAGGGUUCAGACCAGGUCUGGUUGUCUUACAGGUGGGAGACAGAGACGACUCCAACCUGUACAUCAGCUCCAAACUGAAGGCGGCAGCAGAGAUUGGAAUCGAUGCCAAACACGUGCGGCUGCCAAACACAGUGACGCAGGACGAGGUCCUGCAGAGCAUCAUGUCCGUCAACGAGAACCCGUCGGUCCACGGUCUCAUCGUCCAGCUGCCUCUGGACUCCGUCAACCCCAUCGACACUGAACUCGUCACCAACGCCGUCUCUCCGCAGAAAGACGUGGACGGUCUGAGCUGUAUUAAUGCAGGGAAGUUGUCUCGAGGAGAUCUGAAUGAUUGUUUCAUCCCCUGCACCCCCAACGGCUGCAUGGAGCUAAUCAGACAGACAGGCGUGUCUGUGGGGGGGAAACACGCGGUGGUGAUUGGUCGCAGUAAGAUUGUUGGAGCACCGAUGCACGACCUGCUGCUGUGGAACCACGCUACUGUGACCACCUGUCACUCAAAGACACCUGACCUACCUGAGCAGGUGGGCCGGGCUGAUAUCCUGGUGGUAGGGGCAGGGAGAGCGGAGAUGGUGAAAGGACAGUGGGUGAAGGCAGGAGCAGUGGUCAUCGACUGUGGAAUCAACCACAUACCAGAUGAGACGAAGGCGAGUGGUAAACGGGUCGUCGGAGACGUCCACUACACGUCAGCCAAUCAGAGAGCAGGAUUCAUCACACCUGUUCCAGGGGGGGUGGGGCCAAUGACGGUGGCGAUGCUCAUGGAGAACACGGUACAGAGCGCUCAGCGGUUCCUCCUGAAGAACCAGCCCAGGAAGUGAACGUGCAGGAAAUACUGGAAGAGAUCAAUACAGUGUCAUUUUAUCUUCAGUCUGAUCCAAACCCACCAAGAGAACAAACAUUCAACGUUCACAGAAAAAGAAACAACAAGAGGAUUAUAGUCAACAUGUUACCUGUCAGUCUGAGCUCAGGGUUAAAUCUCUGUCUAAUGAUGUCUGUCAGUCUGAGCUCAGGGUUAACUCUCUGUCUAAUGCUGCCUGUCAGUCUGAGCUCAGGGUUCACUCUCUGUCUAAUGCUGCCUGUCAGUCUGAGCUCAGGGUUCACUCUCUGACUAAUGCUGCCUGUCAGUCUGAGCUCAGGGUUCACUCUCUGUCUAAUGCUGCCUGUCAGUCUGAGCUCAGGGUUCACUCUUUGUCUAAUUCUGCCUGUCAGUCUGAGCUCAGGGUUCACUCUCUGUCUAAUGCUGCCUGUCAGUCUGAGCUCAGGGUUCACUCUCUGUCUAAUGCUGCCUGUCAGUCUGAGCUCAGGGUUCACUCUCUGUCUAAUGCUGCCUGUCAGUCUGAGCUCAGGGUUCACUCUCUGUCUAAUGCUGCCUGUCAGUCUGAGCUCAGGGUUCACUCUCUGUCUAAUGCUGCCUGUCAGUCUGAGCUCAGGGUUCACUCUCUGUCUAAUGCUGCCUGUCAGUCUGAGCUCAGGGUUCACUCUCUGUCUAAUGCUGCCUGUCAGUCUGAGCUCAGGGUUCACUCUCUGUCUAAUGCUGCCUGUCAGUCUGAGCUCAGGGUUCACUCUCUGUCUAAUGCUGCCUGUCAGUCUGAGCUCAGGGUUCACUCUCUGUCUAAUGCUGCCUGUCAGUCUGAGCUCAGGGUUCAUUCUCUGUCUAAUGAUGCCUGUCAGUCUGAGCUCAGGGUUCAUUCUCUGUCUAAUGAUGCCUGUCAGUCUGAGCUCAGGGUUCACUCUUUGUCUAAUGAUGCCUGUCAGUCUGAGCUCAGGGUUCAUUCUGUUCAAUCUUUGACCUUUAAACUGGACUGAAGCUGUUUGUUCAGGGGUCAGAGGUUGUUGCCGUGGAAACAGAGAUGUAGUAGCUGUUUCCUGCUGGGGGUUGAAGUCAACAUGAAGAAACCAAAUAUCUGAUCAAUGUAUUGAUUAUUGACAAAAACCUGUUUAAUGAGUUUUAAUUUGUUGCACAAAUCAUUGAUACAGUAUAAAUAAUAACAAUAAUAAUGUAAACAAUAACAAUUAUAAUGUAAAUAAUAAUAAUAUAAUUUAACUUUAAGAUUUCUCUUCGUCUGUCUGUUCUUCUCCAACAUGUAAAUCAAUAAAGUUUCAUUACAUCUGAA